This is a messenger RNA of Homalodisca vitripennis (glassy-winged sharpshooter), 1054 nucleotides long. RefSeq names its product general transcription factor 3C polypeptide 5 (gene l(2)37Cd). Gene Ontology annotation, cellular component: transcription factor TFIIIC complex. Lineage: Eukaryota; Metazoa; Arthropoda; Insecta; Hemiptera; Cicadellidae. The record is from RefSeq and is a predicted model, not a curated record. Gene Ontology annotation, biological process: transcription initiation at RNA polymerase III promoter.
AUGGGUACCAAAGGUUUGUUGGAGGAAAGCAAUGUUGCUAACGGCAGUGUGGAUCUUGCUGGAACCACUGUAAAUUUUAACGGCAGGUUUCGUUCACGAGCAAUAUCUUCUGAGGUCUCUAACAAAACAAUGAAGAAUGGCCCUAUAUCGAUACUGAUUUACAGUAAGAGUCUCUCCAUUGCUGCCGUCAAAAAACAUUUUGCAGAGCGACCAAUUUGGUCUAAGGUAGCAUUGAUGUGUGUGACCGGCUACUCCAGUGAACAGAUGAAGUUCCUACUGCCAGCCGUCGCAUACUAUUUUGUAACCGGCCCCUUCCGCAUAAUGUGGGUCCGAAUCGGCUACGACCCCCGCAAACACCCUGCAGCUCGCAUCUACCAGUCCAUUGACUAUCGAAUCCGGGUGCAAGGCGGAACACAAAGUUAUGUGAAGGCUAAGCGGAGUUAUACACAGUACUUGUUGCCGUACAAGUCGACCCCAUCCAGCAGACCCAAGACUGCCAUCCUGUCCCAGCAAGCAGAGGAGAAACCUGUGGAACCUGAUAGCGGACUUACGGAGAACCACUACAUCUUCCGGCCCGGGAUGAUUCCCCCUUCCAGGCAGAUGUUCUAUCAGCUGUGUGACAUCAAAGUGCCGGAGAUAGAGCUAAUGGUGGAGCGUUUGCCGAGGAUACAACCGGGAGUCAAAUGCCAUGAAAGGCUUGGCUGGCUGCCUGCAGGGUUUGCCGAGCAGUGUCGUGACAUCAUUAACAAUUUGGUUGUCGAGCAGAUCAAGAUUGUCAGGGAGAACAAUUCACAGCCUGGCACAAGUGAGGAAUUUUCCGAGUACCUUGAGGAGGAGCAAGACAAUGAAGACACCGAGGAAAACGAUGAUGAAGAUUGGGAGGAUUAUGAUGACAGCUGAGCCUCAACCUCUUGGACCAUGGAGAAGCAGGAGAAUGAUAACAAGGAAAACGAUGAAGAAGAUUCGGAUGACUAAUGGCAAUUAAGACUCAUCCUUCAUCCUGUUGUACUCUGGGCUGUGAUUUGAAAAUAUAUUUUUAUCAUUCUUGUUUUAA